CUUCCCACUCAUUUUCAGUGGAAAACAAAAUUCGCUCUCUAUUAUCUGCUUUAUACUUUUUCAUCUAUAUAUUGAAAAAUUUGGUGGUUAACAUUGUUCGUCGUCUUCUUAUGAAUCAAAAGAACAAUUUUAGCCAACAAAACAACAAUCGGAUCUUUGUUUUUCCAAUAAAAUAAACGUUUUUGUCAGUCAAAUUUCUUUCUUGUCUUGAAUCAUCUCCUUUCCCCUUCUAUUUAUCGUUUCAUCCAUAAAGCAACACAAAGAUAAUUGCAAGAAUCCUACACACAUAAUUACAAAUAUAUUGGCAGGAAUGGGUAGGAAGAACCGAAAGAUAAACAAAGGGAGGGUUUCAAGACCCGGCAGUUAUGCAAUACCCGCAUCCAUAAUGGAUCCGACCUGUAUUUCUUGCACCACCUUCAACAUUCUUGCCCCCAUUUACAAAAGACUCAAUCCCGAGGACCAGACUUGCAGGGAAAGUGAUGUGAAAGAUUAUUGGUUACAAAGGAAUAAUAGGAUUUUAGAUUGGUUGUUGUAUGAAAGAUCUGCCAUAAUUUGUCUUCAGGAAUUCUGGGUUGGGAAUGAAGAGCUCGUUAAUAUUUAUGAUAAGAGGCUUGGUGAUGCUGGAUAUAUCAAUUUAAAACUUGCACGGACAAAUAAUCGCGGCGAUGGUCUCUUGACUGCUGUACAUAAGGACUACUUUAGGGUCAUCAGCCAUCAAGAUUUGUUUUUCAAUGAUUUUGGAGACCGCGUUGCUCAGCUAUUACACGUUGAACUUAUUGCGCCCUUCUCACUAUGUCGAAAUAGCAAUCUUUGCCGAGAAAUUCUUAUAGUGAACACGCACUUAUUGUUUCCACAUGAUUCAAGUUUGUGCUUGGAAAGACUGCGACAGGUCUAUAAAAUAUUGGUAAAUAUUGAAUCAUAUCAAAAAGAAAACAAGCUCAGUCCAAUGCCUAUUGUACUCUGUGGUGACUGGAAUGGAAGCAAGAGGGGUCAUGUUUACAAGUUUCUUAGAUCUCAGGGAUUCGUAUCGUCAUAUGAUACUGCUCAUCAUUACAGCGAUUCAGAUGCCCACAAGUGGGUAAGCCAUCGGAAUCAUCGUGGGAACAUCUGUGGUGUAGAUUUUAUAUGGCUCCUUAAUCCCAAUAGAUAUGGGAAAUUACUGAAAACAAGUUGGAGUGAAGCAGUGUUUGCAUUAUUUAAGUAUCAACUUCGGCGAGCCUCUUUGACAGAGGACGAUGCAUUUGCCUUUCUGAAGGCUGAUAGCAAUGGCGAUUACAUUACCUUCUCUGGUUUCUGUGAAGCAUUGCGACAGCUUAAUUUGAUCGGCCACUGCUAUGGAUUGAGUGUUAAAGAGACUAAUGACUUGUGGGUGCAAGCAGACAUCGACGGGAAUGGUGUUAUUGAUUAUAACGAAUUUAAGCAACGAAUGUGGAAUACAACAUGGUCAGAGGAAACAGACGAAGUGAGCAAUGAGGUCGGAGACGAUGUCAAUGUAACGGAGCAAACUAUAGGUUUCAUUGUCGAGAAUGCAGUUCUAUUUCCAACAGAUGUAGAGAAAGGAAUGUGGCCCGAAGAUUAUUCACUUUCUGAUCAUGCCCCACUCACCGCGGUUUUUUCGCCAGUGAAAAUGCCAUGUUCUCGUAUGAUAUUAUGACCAGUGUUUGUCACAUCUUUGGUCGGACAUGAUGUUUUCUAAAGAUAAUCGAAGUAACAGAAUUCGACUGUUACUUUGGAGAUGUUUUUUCGACGUAGAUGAAAUCAGUCCAGUAUUGUGUGCCAAAUAUACUGUCACUAUGCUUUGUUUUGGCCUUUUUAUUUAGACUGCAUUAGAAACAGAAAAACUGACGGGUAGAAGUAAAAAUUGAAGGAAGAAAGAAGUAAACUGUGAAUAGUUUAUAGAAUUAGGCAUCAAUUUAGCAAUCUACUUUUGUAUUUUGGUAAGAUUGUACCUUCUAAAUCUCCUUUCUUUUGAUUUUUGCUAUGUAUAUACGGAAUUAGAGUUUGAGUCCUGCAUUCGAUCAGGUAAAUUGGGAAUUGUUUGAAGCUCA
This is a messenger RNA of Olea europaea var. sylvestris, 2048 nucleotides long. RefSeq lists its product as uncharacterized. Gene Ontology annotation, molecular function: 3'-5'-RNA exonuclease activity; calcium ion binding. The transcript has 10 exons. The record is from RefSeq and is a predicted model, not a curated record. The coding region runs from base 311 to 1654 and encodes 447 amino acids. NCBI's taxonomy places the organism in Eukaryota, Viridiplantae, Streptophyta, Magnoliopsida, Lamiales, Oleaceae.